This is a messenger RNA of Talaromyces proteolyticus, 2237 nucleotides long. Its product is annotated as fungal-specific transcription factor domain-containing protein. Bases 1 to 1824 code for a protein of 607 amino acids. The transcript has 3 exons. Gene Ontology annotation, biological process: DNA-templated transcription; regulation of DNA-templated transcription. Gene Ontology annotation, molecular function: DNA-binding transcription factor activity, RNA polymerase II-specific; DNA binding; zinc ion binding. NCBI's taxonomy places the organism in Eukaryota, Fungi, Ascomycota, Eurotiomycetes, Eurotiales, Trichocomaceae. The record is from RefSeq and is a predicted model, not a curated record.
AUGGCCCCCGCGGCAAUAAUCAUGAGUGGGAAGACAGGAACCACCGCGUCGAAUAGGGCCUGUGAUAGGUGCCGUCGGCGGAAGGCUAAAUGCGAUUUUGCCAACUCGUCAUGCACGAGGUGUGACUCGGCGGGACUUCGGUGCACAUUUGAUCUUCCCGUCCAGAGACGAGGGCCGAAGACUCGGUAUCCCGUUACUCCUCCUCCUAUUCCUACUACGGCGACGGCUUCGAGGACUCUACCAAGCCAAGCCGCAGCUACCGAUCUUCCUUUAUCGGAUCCGACGUGGGACACCGAUGCCCUACAGGGCUUGGAUGAUAUUUCACCAGCACAGCCUGCAGUGCUUGAGAGCCCUCUAUUGGACCCAGAAUCGUCUGGGCUAUCGUCCACAUUUAAGCUGUGGACCAGUUUGGCCGCACAAAUUGGAAGUAUUCUUCCGACACUCACCCUCGAAGAACUAGUCAGAAGGUGUUUUGAUCUCUACUUUGAGUACCUUUUCCCAUUGGCCCCUUUGGUUCACGAACAAAAUCUUCGCAACAACUUGGACUCCUUCUUGGCUGGAGAUAUACCAAUACUGCAUAGUGGAGGGCAUUCGACAGACCCAGCAUCCGCCAGUAUUUCUGAAAAUCUAGAGGUUUGGGCGGAAUCCACCUUUACGCUAAUUACAGCUCUUUGCGCUGAAGUCGCUUUUCGAUUACCUACGGAUAUAUUUGCCGAAGGCUGCAUUGUAUCUGAUAUCUUUCUGAAAGCUUCGAGGAACUGCUUGAACAUUUACUUAGAAACGGACCUGGAGUACCCAAAUGCCACUUCAAUGAUAAUCCGCUACUAUCAUUAUAAUUGUCUCCACGCAACAAGGAAGCCGAACUACGCAUGGCACGUCUUUGGUGAAGCUACACGCCUUGCACAGGUGAUGCGAUUGAAUGAAGAAGCUUCAUAUGAGUCCUUGUCUCCACUGGAAGCUGAGUUACGGAGGAGGGCCUUUUGGGUUAUCUUUAUUGGAGACAAGUCGGCUGCCAUCCUCGAUAACCGCCCAAUAACCAUUCACCAGCUGUCCUUUGAAACUGGUAUCACGGCAGCAUACCCUAUUGGAGAAAUCGAUGAUGGGAUAUCAAUGAUCCCAGCUACUAUAGACCCCUCCAGACCGGACUUUGUCGCAGGCUUCAGUGCUAGCAUAAAAUUAUGGCAGGUUGCGUCAGAUAUUUUGCUCGAAAUUCGAUUACAGGAACAUGCGCGUAACACUCGAAAAUCAUAUUCUUUGUCGCCAAAUGAAACCUCAAGCCCCACCCUGGAUGCCCUCUAUGUCCGCUUCAUCACUUGCCUUGACAACUUGCCUCCCUACCUUCAGGUGGACGGUUUCGCCGAGAACGAAGUUGACUAUCAGCAGUCAAACAAAACCGGGAUAAUCCAAAGAGUCAACCUUCAUAUCACAUUCCAUUUCCUUCGCAUGAUAAUCCUACAAAAGCUGGCUGUGCUUGAAGCUGAAUCCCCUUACAAAUCAAACUCCCGGAUGUUGAUGGUGAGAAGGGCGGAGGUCGCUCAUGAUAUGCUCCGGAUUAUCCAUAGUGUGCCAUUUUGGGCGCUGCAAAUAAACGGGGAGUCAUGUGUACUUGCACCUCAAAACAUAAAGCUAAACCGAGGAAAUGUUGAGAAAAUUCGCCUGGUUGGUGCGAGCCUAGUUGGUGUUCUCCAUGAAUCCGUGAAUGGGGCCACAACGGAUGCUCCGCUGUUGACACGCGCGAGAACCGACUUUGCUAUGCUACUAGAAGCCCUGACGGGACUUGAUUAUAGGGCAGCAGAUACAAUACGAUAUGGAUUGGAGAUAUAGUUGCAAUUAUCCAUACCGUGAAACUAUAGUUCUGGUAACAAAAUAAGCUUAAGCUUUCGGCUUACCCCGCAAUUGGAAAAUGAUAAUGCGGAGUAAUUCCAAGACCCUUUCCAGUUUGUGCUGCAGGACGGAUAUAGCAAAAGGUAUAUACGGAUAUACAGUAUUUACGCUGCCUUCCUGCUUCCCAACACCAGAUUGCAUGUGAUUUGCGAAUUCACAGGUGAUAACAGGAGAGUUGUUGUUUAUCAUAUGACGAGAAAGAAAGGAGUGACCCUGUCGCUUUGUUGUAUAAUUCGUUGAAGCACAGUCCGGUCCAGAAUCGGAUAUAUCCAAAGACCCUAUGAGCCUGCUUAGGAAGCAUUACCAAAUCAUUAACCCAACCAAUGGAUCUCCAAAUCGGAAAUACUCCGCAA